UGAUAAAUAAUAAAUAAAACAUUUUCAUAAAUAAAAUAGGAAAUGGGUGAAACUGUCGAAACUUUUGCUGCAUGUUUUGGAGGAGCAAUAAAGUGCAAAAAGCUCAUUUUGGUUUAACUGCUAUCCUGCGCUUCUUGCCUGCUUAACCUACCCUACAGCUCCCAUCCUCUGAAAUUGGGUUCCAUAGAUGAACCAAGCAUUGCAACUAGGUUUUAGAACUUUCAUAAAUCUUUCAAGCUUUCCGGUGGACCCUAGGAAAUUGGGUAUUGGAAGAUUGGCUCCUUUAAGAGGCAAAGUAAUGGGGUCUAAGAGAAGAAGCUUUUCGAAUCCAUCCUCUAUUGCUGACCAAAACAUUGAUAAAAAGCUCAGAGAUGCAAUAGACAACGACAACUACACCAUUUCUGAUAACCCUAUUCUCAAGGAUAUCAAGGAUGAUCCAAGCAAAAUCGAGGCAAUGACGAUUCAACAACUCAGAACGGCAUUGAGGACUGCUGGGAUCCCUCCCAAAGGUUUGAAACGUGAGCUUGUAUCUGCUUUACAGUCUUAUUUGGCCAAGGAAAUAGAUGGUGAAAGUUCUCUUUUAGCAGAUAAACAAGAUCCCUCCAAUUCUGAUAAAAGAAUAUCUAUGAUGAUGGAGACAAAAUCAGUAGAGGACCAAGUUCAGGAUGCUAACUGUUUUUCUAAGGUUUCCGAGGUUCAACAGAGCAGGAGAACUGUAAAACAGUUGCAAAUUAAGGGCAAAACGGUUGAUGUUAAUGCUAAAAUUGUCGCCACUGAGCAGAAGAAAUCUGCUUGUGCUUCAGGUAGGAUGACUUCUCUGACAAAGAAGAAAGCAUCUUCAGAUGUUGAUAGCAAAUAUGUUAGUGCCAAAAAUAGAGUUACUCUUCCUGUAAAUCAAAGUGAACCAUGGACUAUUUUGGCCCAUAAGAAGCCUCAAAAAGGGUGGAUAGCAUAUAAUCCUAGAACCAUGAGACGUUCACUUCCUAUAGAGAAUACAAAGUUUGUCAAGAUUCUUUCGUGGAAUGUCAAUGGGCUUAGAGCAUUGCUGAAACUAGAGGGAUUCUCUGCUAUGGAACUUGCCAAACAGGAAAACUUUGAUGUAUUGUGUUUGCAAGAAACUAAGCUUCAGGAGAAGGAUGUUGAAUCAAUCAAACAGUCUCUUAUAGAAGGAUACGAGAACAGCUUUUGGACUUGCAGCAAUACAAGACUUGGUUAUUCUGGAACAGCAAUAAUAUCUCGGAUAAAGCCACUUUCAGUCAGAUAUGGCCUAGGCAUAUCAGAUCAUGAUAGUGAAGGACGGGUUGUGACAGCAGAGUUCGAUUCUUUUUAUUUAUUAAGUGUCUAUGUUCCUAAUUCUGGUGAUGGCUUGAGAAGGCUGGCAUAUAGGAUUACAGAAUGGGAUCCAUCUCUUGGUAAUUACAUAAAAAUGCAUUUGUUGGAAAAACUUAUGUGCGUCGUAGGAUUCACGAAAGACAACAACAAAUGAUGCUUGAUGGUGUUGGUAAAUUUAUGUUGUUAGGGAUCAAUUUUAUCAUUAUUUUAUUAGUAAAGUAUUAAUCCUUUUAAUUAUAAGUAUUUCUUGCUUUUUUUAAGUAGUCUUUCCUUAGUAGGAUUAUUUCCUUAGCAAGUAUUUCUAUUAAACUAUGUAAUCUCUAUUUAAUAGGUUGUUAACAGAUAAUGAAAACAAGAGAAGAAUAGACUGAUGAAAAGUUACAUAUAUUUCAUCUCUAGAGUUAGUCUAUACAAGUUUAUAUAGUGUGUAAAUAAGGGAAGAGAAUAAAAUAAGAUCCUGAUGUUAGCCCUAAUCCUUAAUAAUUUAUAACGCCCCCUCAACCUUGAGUAUAGAUAUUGAUCAUACUGAGCUUGUUACAUAAAUAGUCAAUCUGAUUCUCAUUUAGUGCGUUUGUAAACAAAUCAAUAAGUUCUCUUGUCUUCACAUAACUCGUGGAGAUUGAAUUGUCUAAAAUUUUCUACCACAUAAAGUGACAAUCAACAUCGAUGUGUUUGGUUCUUUCAUUAAAAAUUUGAUUUGAGGCGAUAUGAAGAGCUAUUUGAUAUCGCAAAAGAGCUUUGCUGGUGACGAAUACACCAACCUAAUUUUAGUUAAUAAAUGUCGUAUCCACAUCAUUUUUACACGUGGAUUGUGCCAGUCCUAUAUUCUAAUUUUGCACUAGACCGAGAUACAACAUUCUGCUUCUUGCUCCUCCAUUAUACUAAGUUUCCACCAACAAAAACACAGUAUCCAGUACUAGACCUUCUAUCUAUCUUAGAUCCGUCCUUAUCAGCAUUUGCAAAACACUCAAUACGGGUAUGCCCAUGAUUGAUGUAUCUUAGAUCCAAUGUCCAGGAGCUCCUUUCAAGUAACAUAAGAUCUGCCCAAGGUUGCCCAAUGUUUGAUUGUGGGUGCGGACAUAAACUGCCUAACAAUACUCACAACAAAUGCGAUACUCGAGUGAGUUAAGUGAGAUAAUUUAAUUUCCUAGCUAUCCUCCUUUACCUCUUAGGGUCAUCAAAGAAAUCACCUUUAUCCUUUGUAAGAUGCACCAUUAGGAACCAUUGGAGUACUACAUGGUUUAGUUGUCAACUUUUUAGUUUCUGCCAAUAGAUUAAAAACAUACUUUCUCUGAGACAGAAAAAUUCAUUUCUUGCUUCUCAAAAAAAUACUUCAAUUGACCUAAAAAAUACUUCAAUUGACCCAAGUCUUUCGUGUGAAACCUGGUAUGCAAGAAAGACAUUAGAGAAGAGAUCCCUACAUCAUCUAUUGUAAUAGCAAUAACAACGUAUACUACAAGAAAAAUAACUCCAGCCUUAGAUCAUUUAUAAAAUAUUGAAUGAUCACAACUACUUUUCUUCAAGCCCAAACUGUUGAACUACCUCAUUGAACUUUCCAAACUAGGCACGAGGACUUUGUUUCAGUCCAUAAAGGGACUUCUUAAGAUGACAGACCUUUCUAUACUGCCGCUAAGCAAAAAACCCAUGAAGAAAGCAUUCUUGAAAUCUAAUUGGUGUAAAGGCCAAUUAUGAAAAGCAACAGGUGAGAUAAAUAGACGAACAAAGGUGAGUUUUGCCAUUGGAGAGGAAGGAUCUGAAUAAUUCACCCUAUAAAUCUAAGCAUAUCCUUUUAGCAACUAAUCUAGCUUUAAGUUUAGGCACUAAGCCAUUUGGAAUUACCUUAAUGGUGAUUACCCAUUUGCACCCAGCAGCCUGUUUACCAAUAGACAAAUUCACUAGGUUCCAAGUACCAUUUUCAUCUAAUGCAUGUAUUUUCUCCAACAUCGCAUCAUGCCAAUCAAGAUGAUUCAAAGCCUCUCGAAUUAUCUUAGGAAUAGAAACAAAAUCUAGGGAUGCAAAUAAAGAGCAAGGAGACAAAUGAACUUAAGUAAUCGAUGGCCUUGUCGGAGUAGGAGUUGGAGAAGUAGUGACAGUGCAAAUUAACCAAUCAUCUUCCUCCCCUUGUUUCGAAAGAUUUGAAAUGCAACAUUGAUAAACACCAAAUAUUUGUUAAGAUCUGGAGUGUAACAUCUAUAUCCCUUUUGAAGGCGAGAA
Gossypium arboreum is the source of this 3546-nucleotide messenger RNA. Its product is annotated as DNA-(apurinic or apyrimidinic site) endonuclease, chloroplastic. Lineage: Eukaryota; Viridiplantae; Streptophyta; Magnoliopsida; Malvales; Malvaceae. Gene Ontology annotation, cellular component: nucleus. Gene Ontology annotation, biological process: base-excision repair. Gene Ontology annotation, molecular function: phosphoric diester hydrolase activity; DNA binding; endonuclease activity. The record is from RefSeq and is a predicted model, not a curated record. The transcript has 10 exons. The coding region runs from base 188 to 1486 and encodes 432 amino acids.